This is a messenger RNA of Sturnus vulgaris (Common starling), 2197 nucleotides long. RefSeq names its product ARF like GTPase 14 effector protein (gene ARL14EP). Gene Ontology annotation, cellular component: intracellular membrane-bounded organelle. NCBI's taxonomy places the organism in Eukaryota, Metazoa, Chordata, Aves, Passeriformes, Sturnidae. The record is from RefSeq and is a predicted model, not a curated record.
UUGGGCUUUCAAGCGCUUUCCUCUUUCCGCCAGGGAAGAGUUCACAGGAAAAGCAGCCGUGUGCUUCUCCCAAGGGAAGAGAAAAAACGCGCUGAAGCUUCCACCAAAGAUUCCUGUGGAUGAGAUCCCUACGUUCCGUCAGCAGUACUGUCAUUUGAACAAAUCGAGAGUGAUCUUCACAGAAAAUCCUAAAGGCUUCAAAGAAUUCAUUUUAGGCAAAAUAAAUGAAAUAAGUUGUUCUGAUACAGUAAAAUGGAUCCUUGUUCAGUUGGAGUUCAGCUUCAAGCUACCAGCGAAUGCCAUAAGACCUAUUACACCCGUCACACUGGCUUCAAGAAUAAACAAGAUAUUUCUUCAUCUGACCUCCUGCUGCUUCAGCUUAGGACUGGAAUAACACUGUCAGAGAACAACACAAUCUGCUUCCACCAUGCAAAAAUUUACAUUGAAAGAUUUGAAGACUUACAAAAAUCCUGUUGUGAUCCCUUUAACAUACACAGAAAACUAUCAAAGAAAAACUUGCGAGCAAUUGACUUAGAUGAUGCAGCUUUUCUAAGUGCCAAGUUUGGAAGACAGUUUGUUCCUGGUUGGAAGCUUUGUCCCAAAUGUAUGCAGAUAAUAAAUGGAAGUGUGGAUGUGGAGCCUGAGGAGCGACAAAGAAGAAAACUUGAUCCAGAUGGGCGUACAGCUAAGGCUUUAAAGUCACUCCAGUUUGCUAACCCAGGACGACAGACUGAAUUCACUCCAGAGACCAGUAAAAGGGAAAAAAGAAGGCUGCAAACAAAAAUAUCAAUGUUUAAUUCAGACAGGCAGGUGAUACCAGCCAAGAGUAAAGUGUACGACAGCCAGGGCCUGCUGCUGUUGAGCGGGAUGGACCUGUGUGACUGCCUGGACGAAGAUUGCCUGGGCUGCUUCUACGCCUGCCCCAAGUGCGGCUCCAACAAGUGCGGCACGGAAUGUCGCUGCGACCGCAAGUGGCUCUACGAGCAGAUCGAGAUAGAGGGAGGAGAGAUCAUCAGAAACAAGCACGUUGGGUAGUGUGGGUGUGCAUUGUUUCAUCCUGACUCUGUGGUCCGUGCUUGGACUACACACAGCACGUUCAGCAUUUGGUAAUUUAAUGGAAGCUGUUGGAAUUUGCUACGAUCCACGUGAUGAAUGUGCUCACUUUCACAAUGGUUUUCAGUGUUAUUAGGGACAAAACCACAUUGCUGGUUUUUCACACUUGAGUCUGCCUUGUACUAGGGCUUCUUAGUCAUGUAGGUAAGAUCUCACUGAGCAACUGUAUUCAAGCACAGGGUGCUAAAUUCUAAUGUGAACUAUCCUGAGUCACUGUUCUUUCUUAUAUUGUUUUGUAGAAUGUACCAUCUCCAUGUAUCUCUCAUUUCUCCUUCUCAAAUUCAGGAUCCCAUAGGUUUUAAUCUGUUCUAUGUGAAAUGCCAUGAAAGUUCUAAUUGAAUUUAUAUGUAGUAUUAAUAAAGCUGUCUUUCUAGUAUUAAUAGUGAAUAUUAUAUCUUCUACAGGGUAUUGAAGCUACAUCUGAUAAAUCCAAUCCUGUUCACUUAUAAAGCUAUCAAAAGCAUUUAGGUGUUCAGAUCUCAUCCCAGUUACUGGGAUUUGAGAUCAAGUUGUCCUUAUGAAUUCAUAAGAAUAUUAAUUCAUAUUAAUUCAAACGAAUUAAUUUAAUAUUAAUUAAUAUUAAAAUACUGAAAUUAACCUGUCAGGGCUAAUUUCACAAGUAAUUGUGAUUACUUUGUUGGUUUCUGUUGUACAAAAUUAAAAUAAUUUUGCUCUGUUAUCAGUCUGUAAUUGGACUGAGCCAGUUUUUCAAUAGCCUUCUCCCUGUUUUGUUCUCUUUACUGGUUUUAAAGGUUUAUAUGCAGCUGAAAUGAACUUGAGUGUUUCCAAACCAAGGUUAUCUAGACUGUUAUCAAAAAAACCCAGAUGAAUGGAAAGUAUCUUUGGGUGAUACGUUAUCUGUCAUCAUAAUAUUAAACUUUCACACUCUAACAAGACUUAUUGAAAAUAUUUUUAUUAAUGAAGUCUUAGUAACAUUAUUUUUCUUCGCAUUUUUGUUGUAUUUUGUAUAAAUUUCCAAUUAUUUGAUGACUUGGAAGAUCUACAUGCUUGUUGGGUUGCAUUUUUUUAAUAGUACUGUUAACUUCUUGAAGACUUACUCAAUGAAAUUGUAUGAUCUUGCUAU